This is a messenger RNA of Cyphellophora europaea CBS 101466, 1545 nucleotides long. RefSeq lists its product as uncharacterized. Gene Ontology annotation, molecular function: zinc ion binding; nucleic acid binding. The record is from RefSeq and is a predicted model, not a curated record. Lineage: Eukaryota; Fungi; Ascomycota; Eurotiomycetes; Chaetothyriales; Cyphellophoraceae. The transcript has a single exon. Bases 1 to 1545 code for a protein of 514 amino acids.
AUGGACGUCAAGCUAGGCAAGAACCGCCUUGCCACCGGUUUUAGUGCCCCUCGACCUCUUCCAAGUGCACAGACCGCACUGGACGACGUACGUCCAGGCGGACAUGACGAAGCGGAGAGCACUGCGAACGACGAGCCCAUUGAGAUUUCGUCAUCGGACGAGUCUAUGGUAGAGUCUGAAGAUGGUGGUAUGAUUGUGAAUAUAGACAAGGAUGUCCGCGACGAUGAACAACUUGAUGAUUCAGACAGUCGUGAUGAAGGCGAGGUCAGCUCUCACCAGGGCGAUAUGCACGUGUCCUCUCCGACCCAAGACGCGACGUCUACGAGGUUGAAGCUCGAGGAUCUGAACGGAGAGCAGUUGGAGCUGCAGAUAAAGUAUGCCCUAUUCAACCUAGACCGGAGUCAGAUCGAUCUUAACCGAGCCGUGUCCUGUCUCUUCUGCUUGAAGCAGGGUCACAUGGCCGCUGAAUGUCCGGAGAACCAGUGUCGCAAAUGCAACCAGGAGCCUAGCCAUCCUACAAGACGCUGUCCAACCAUGGCCAGAUGCUCAAAAUGUCGUGAGCCUGGUCACAACCGCGACGGUUGCCAGUCCGGGCUGAGGGUCACAACAGUGCCCUGUGAUCUAUGUGGUGGGCUGGCUCAUACUGAGGAAGCUUGCCCUCAGCGUUUCUUCCCGAGCACGUCUCUCAAACUCGCUGAGGGUGGACCUGUCCGAUUGUGGAUCUCGUGUUGUAUCUGCGCCUCCAAGGGGCACCUUGUCGGCGACUGUCCGGAUGCGGACCGCUCUGCAGCUUCGAGAUGGUCCCUCAAGUCGCUUGCGUCCGGCGAAUAUAUCAACAUGAACCUCGAAACUGGUGCAAAGAGCCGAGAGAUUGAAGCCGAGAAUCGCAACAUGCGUCCAGCUGGCCUUCAGAUUAAGGGUCGUGCAGGCAUUCAUCAUGCUAGUCGCAGCGACAAGAUGGCUAUCUCCGAUGAGGAAGACGAGUUCUUUCGAGCCCCGGUCCGACGUGGCAAUGCUUCAAAGGCAGCUCCACAGAUGCGCUUCGGCGGUGCUGCUAAUCGCACCAACGAAGCCAGUCGUCAUGAGCGCUACAAUGCCUUUGAUGAUCGCGAUAGUCAAGGACGUGGGCGUGGAGAUUGGUAUGGAACCGACUCCUUCGGGCGUCGGCGCUCUCGUUCCCCACGUGCUUCCGGGGGUGAUCAGUGGCGACCUGACAAUCGUCAUCCCAAUUCGCCACGCCGCUUUGAUGGUCACCCUCAGAUACGUCCUCGUUCCCCGCCGCGAGGCACCAAGUCCAUUGAUUCAUAUCGGCCAGAUGAGCGCCCACCAACGAAGGGCGGGCCUGGUGCAUCCAACAGUCGUUCUCAGAGUUCUCGUAACCCAAGUUUUGACUCAGUAGCUCUGCCUACACGGAAGGGAUCCAAUCCGAACCUUCCUGCAAAGCCUUCCGUUUCAGAGCCUGUGCUAUCGCAAGCCAAGAAGCAGAAGUCCUCGGGUCCCAGUGGAGGUAAGAAGAAGGGUAAGAAAGGCAAUACCAAACCCUGA